Lactuca virosa is the source of this 3411-nucleotide messenger RNA. The record is from the annotation of a GenBank genome assembly. NCBI's taxonomy places the organism in Eukaryota, Viridiplantae, Streptophyta, Magnoliopsida, Asterales, Asteraceae.
AUGAUUCGUGCCAAGUUACAGGAUGCCGAGAUUCAGAAAGGUAAAAAACAUGGUGUGAUGGAGUGGCUGAAACAGCUAAAAGAUGUGGUUGGUGAAGCUGAUGAUGUGGUGGAUGAGGUUCACUAUGAAAUGUUGAGGCGUGAGGUAAAGAAUCGAGAUCGGGUGGCAAUAAAGGUACCCUCUCUCCCAAGCUUGAAAAAGCUUUUCUUUCGUAGUGAAAUGGGUCAUAAAAUCAAAAACAUCAACGAAAAGUUGUCUCAAAUCAAUAAACAAGCAAACGAGUUGGGACUACAAAAUGAACAGCCUGGCCCUGCUGUUCGAGAUCGUCCCUACCCGGAGACAGAUCCAAAUUUAGGCGAAUUCAAAGUUGUUGGGAGGGAGGAUGAUGAAGAGCGCAUCAUACACCUUUUAACGGAGUCCAGAAAAGAAGAAAAGCUUACGAUUGUUCCGAUUGUGGGAAUGGGCGGGAUGGGGAAGACCACUCUGGCUAAGUCCGUAUACAAUAAGCCAAAAAUCCAGCAACAUUUUGAUGUGAAAGCUUGGUUGUGUGUGUCGGUUAAGGUUGAUAUCAACACACUUCUCGUAAAGAUCUAUGAAUCUGUUGCAGGAGAGAAACCUAAGUUGGAAACAAUGGUCAAUUUAGUUCGAGAUCUUGAAGAGAAGUUGGGCUCAAAAAGAUAUUUGCUAGUCCUGGAUGAUGUCUGGGAUGAACAGAGAUUAUAUUGGGAAGACUUUAGGAGUGUUAUGAUAAAUGUGAAGUCCCAAAUUGGAAGUAGCAUUCUUGUUACUACCCGGAAACUUGACAUCGGAACUAAGGCUAUGGCGAUGGAUUCAUGUCCUUUAAAAGGUCUUUCUAGUGAUCAUUGUUGGUACAUCUUUAAAGAGAGAUCGUUUCUACCAGGUCAAUCACCACUAACCGAAUUGGAGGAGAUAGGGCGUGAUAUUGUGAAAAAGUGUCGUGGUUUACCGUUGCUAGUAAAGGUAAUAGGAGGCAUGUUGCAAAAUUACAGUGACCCAGAAAAGUGGUUGUCCAUCAAAAAUAGCAAAGUCUGGGAUCUAGAAGAUGAAAGGGAUAGAGUUGAAAAAAGCUUGCAACUAAGCUUUGAUAAUCUUCCUAAUUCUAUGGCUAAGCAAUGCUUUGCAUAUUGUUCCAUCUUUAAGAAAGAUACACUCAUGGAAAGGGAAGAACUGAUCCAACUUUGGAUGGCUUUUGGGUUGGUUCAAGCAGAUGAGGAAAAAGACAAGGAGGUGGAGGAUGUGGGAAAUGAUAUUUUUCAAAUUUUGGUUAGCAAUUCAUUGUUCCAAGAUGUUGAAAGGGAUGAGUAUGGUCACAUCACUUGUUGUAGCAUGCAUGAUCUGGUGCAUGAUCUUUCAUUAUCACUUUCGAAACAUGAAAGCUUAUGUCUGGUGGAUGCGAUAAAUGAUGACAUUGCAUGUAUCCCUCAGGUUAAACAUCUCGCUUUUUACCAAGAACAGAACUACAAAUUGGCAGCGGAGGUUUUUAUGUUCAUUGAAAGGAAGACGGUGGCUAGAACUUUGCAUACAUUGUUCAUCAAAGGUGAAGUUGGGAAGAAGUUUUCAUUUCAACGAUUAAAGUGCAUACGCAUCCUAAAACUCAACGGAGAUAGUAUUGAGAAGUUAGACAAUUCAAUUGGAGAGUUGGUGCAUCUUAGGUAUCUUGAUUUGUCAAAGACGGAUAUUAGUGUUCUUCCUAAAUCUAUUGGUAAACUAUACCACUUACAAACUCUGAAGUUGCAAAAUUGCUAUCAUGUUAACAAGUUUCCAAAAACCAUGAGAAAUUUGAUAAGCCUGCGAUAUUUCAUUUAUGACGAAAGCAUUCCCUCCAAUAUUGUGGGACAAUGGACUCUUAUCCGAAAAUUGCCUUCCGUCAAAGUGCUUAGAAGGAAGGGACAUGGUAUUGAAGAGCUACGCCAUUUGAAUAACCUUACUGGAAAGCUCUGUAUUGUCGAUCUAGAAAAUGUUAGGAGCAAAGAGGAUGCUGUCAAGGCAGAUUUAUCGAGAAAGAAAAAUUUAUACGAUAUUGAGUUCAAUUGGAGUGAGAAUGAUCAAGGCUCCAACAGAGUUGUUGACAAGGAUGUAUUGGAAGGCUUGCAGCCCCCUGGAGGUGUUAAAAUAUUGAAAAUUAUAAAUUUUUGUGGUGAUAAUUUUCCAGAUUGGGUAACGAAGAUGGCAAUCCAUAUCGAAGGGAAAAGGACUCCCCUUGACAAGCUGGUGGAGAUCAGAUUAUAUGGAUGUAGCAGCUGCCUCUCUUUUCCGACCCUUGAGCACCUUCCACAUCUUCGGGAUCUUUGGUUGGGGGGUAUGGACAGCUUGACAUGCUUAAGGAGUUCCAAUGUUACCGGAUCAAACAAGCCUUUGUCUCCAUCGUUGAGAUCGCUCUGGUUAAUGGGUAUGAAAAGGCUGGAAAAGUGGAUAGAUGGAGAACCCAACAGCUCAAAAAUGAUAUCCCCUGUCCUUGAGAAGUUGGUCAUUUGGAGGUGCCCAAAGAUUAUUCUCUUAGAUGAAUGCCAUCCCCACCCUCUUGUUUCCUUAAUUAUCCAGAACUGCCCUGGUCUGGCGAGCUGCCUCUCUCUUCCAACGCUUGAGAACCUGCCACAUCUUCGGGAUCUUGAGUUGGAGGAUAUAGACAGCUUGACAUUCUUAAGUAGUCCCGAUGUUACUGGAUUAAAAAAGCCUUUGUCUCCAUCGUUAAGAUCGCUGAAACUAUCGCGUAUGUUCAGCCUGGAAAAGUGGAUAGAUGGAGCAACCAAUAGCUCAACAAUGAUAUCGCCUGUCCUCGAGAAGUUGGAAAUCAAUGAUUGCCCAAAGAUUAUUCUCUUAGAUGAAUGUCAUCCCCAUCCUCUUGUUUCCUUAGAAAUUAGAGCCUGCACAGGUCUGGUGUCUAUUAAGAGCAUACAAGGCCUCACAUCUCUUGAAUCUUUAAAAAUUGCCAUGUGUCCUAGUCUCUCAGAAAUAACCAAUUUACUCAACCAGUGUCAUUCUUUGAAUACUUUGCAAAUUAGCAACUGCAGCAAACUGACUUCCUUGCCUCACAAAAUGUUUGACUGUUUUGCCUUCUUAAAUGAGUUGAGAGUUGGUCUGUUCUCAAAGGAGCUCGAUUCUUUCCCGAGUCUCCAAGGCAUCGAGAAGUUAAGGGACCACCUUCACUCGUUAGAAUUGAGAGGUUGGGAUCAUUGGGAGUCGAUACCUGAAGCAAUACAACACCUCACCUCACUCAAUGGGUUAGAAAUAGAUGGAUUCGGAAUACAAGAGCUGCCUAUGUGGUUAACCAACAUGCCAUCUAUCCGACAUUUGAACUUUAAUGAAUGCAAGGGGCUAAAUAAAGAAACAGUUAGACGGGGAGCACCACAGGAAGCAACUGAUGUCACACUAAAUAAUGAAGAAUGUUAA